Scleropages formosus (Asian bonytongue) is the source of this 4055-nucleotide messenger RNA. RefSeq names its product E74-like ETS transcription factor 1 (gene elf1). The coding region runs from base 1143 to 2975 and encodes 610 amino acids. Gene Ontology annotation, molecular function: DNA-binding transcription factor activity, RNA polymerase II-specific; sequence-specific DNA binding. The transcript has 9 exons. Gene Ontology annotation, biological process: regulation of transcription by RNA polymerase II; cell differentiation. Lineage: Eukaryota; Metazoa; Chordata; Actinopteri; Osteoglossiformes; Osteoglossidae. The record is from RefSeq and is a predicted model, not a curated record. Gene Ontology annotation, cellular component: nucleus.
CAUACUUUCAAGCAGUGCUGUAAAUCUGUGUCAGGUGAACCUCCUGAAGAGUGAUCAGUGUCUGCUCUCUGUUGUGUUACUGUUAAUUUGCAAAUUUGAGCAGAAGUUUAUGGUUUUGUUCACUGAGGGAGUUAUCACAGUUUUGUAUUUGUGGAAGGAUGCAAGCAGGAUUUUUUUAAAAUUUUUUUUUUGGCAGUCUAUGAUUCUGGUUAACAUUUUCAGUUUGUUGGUAUGCUCAUGCUCCAUAUGAACGAAUGGCUGAACAAACGAAUAAAAGAUAUUGACAAGCGAUGAUGGUUCAGUCUCCUGCACAGUGGUUGGACUCUAGCAUGAGCCCUGUCUGAACUAAACAUCUGCUGUGCAUGUAGGGAUACCUGGCAUGGCAGUGGGAUCAUGCUUAGCUUCCUGCCCCACCCUAACAGCGAUGGGGAGUUUACUUGUAAGUGCGGAGGCCCAGGUGAAGCACCUUCCUGAGUUUCUCCUGACUCUUUCCUCCGGCGAGAACAUUCCUUGUGCCCAUCUACCACUGGGAAUCUGGAGCGGAUCCAAGCGGCUGUCGGCACAUGGAGCCGGUGAGGAAUUUCUGUAGAAGAUAUGGAUGAUGUAAGGAAUUGAGGGGAGGUACUGUGCCGCCUGAAAAGUUUCCAUAAAUAAAACAAGCUCUAGAAAAGUCACAACUGUGAAUUUCUGUGACUAUUUUCAAGCAUAGUCACUCAUGAGCAAGAAGUCCAAGCACUGUAAGGAUCUGAAGCUGCAUCCAGGAGGGCCUCUGCUGUUCCCUUUGGAAAGGUUUAGAACGCCGAGGGACUCUGACCCCGUGCCGGAGAGAAGGGCUUGUUCAUCGAGGACUCGCCUCGCCGCCGCCGAGCCCUUCGUCCUCGGCUGUAAUACAAGUCCGCCGCGCCGAAAACGAGCAAGAAAAGGAGCGCGUUAAAGGGGGGGGAGGUGGAAAAACACCCAGUUGUCCACCGGUUCCCCUCUGCGUUUGGAAACUACCAGGCUGCUGCGCUGCCCUGUUCCUCUCUGACAAGUUUCUGGUUCUGCAGAAAGUCUCUUGAGGGGAGGGGGGGCCCUCUCUCUCUUGCUCGUUCGCUCGCUCUGUUGCCCUCUCAACCUGUCUUUCUGCACACACCCCACACGCCAUGACGACUGCAGUCCAGAAUGAGUUAGUCUUCGACUUUGCCAGCAAUGGGAUGGAUGAAAUCAACCAGCUGGACGACCCGUCGGUGUUCCCCGCGGUCAUCGUGGAGCAGGUCCCCACGGCCGACCUCAUGCAGGUCUACUCCGGGCUGGAGUCCGACGAGGUGUCCAACGGCAUCAUGGCGGACAACUCCUUGGACGUGGUCGAGGAGCAGAUAAUGCCGGGUGACGUUGUGCUCUCAGUGGAGACGGUGGACUCGGACCCGGGGGACAACAUAGAGUCGGCCGAGGCUGCGGAAGCUCUGCUCAACAUGGAGUCUCCCAAUAACAUCCUGGACGAGCAGCGCAUGAUCCACACCUACGGAAGCCUCAUGGAAAAUGAGCUCCCCUACAUCUCGUUGAGGCCGGAGCAGCUGUCCGGAAACUGCGUGGACAUGUCGCUGGACGAGGAAUCGUCCGCGGAUGAGACGCCCCGCAAGAACGCCGCCAAAGCGCCGAGAAAGAACAAAGUGCGGAAACCCAGGGCAGCGCGGUCCUGCUCCCCCAUCUCCACCCCAAGCCUACCGUUGAAGAAGAGGAACAAGGAGGGGAAAGGUAACACCAUCUACCUGUGGGAGUUCCUCCUGGCUCUCCUCCAGGACAAGAACACCUGUCCCAAGUACAUCAAGUGGACGCAGAGGGAGAAGGGCAUCUUCAAGCUCGUGGACUCCAAGGCUGUGUCCAAACUGUGGGGCAAGCACAAGAACAAGCCCGACAUGAACUACGAGACCAUGGGGAGAGCGCUCAGGUAUUACUACCAGCGAGGGAUCCUGGCCAAGGUGGAGGGCCAGCGACUGGUGUACCAGUUCAAGGAGAUGCCCUCGGACCUCGUGGUGAUCGACGACGAGGACGGUCAAGGACAGGACGUGUCCCCUCCCGCUAGAGGCGUGUCGCGUGGGGGGUCCCGGGCCGGACAGACCAAGGGCUCCGUGGUGAUGAAGGCCGUGAAGCGAGAGCCCGGCUCCGCGGUGGUGUACCAAGGGGCGGCCAGCAAGCCGCCCGGCCAGCUGCUCCAGACGGUGCACGUUCUGCAGCCGGGACAGGGAGCGGAGAGCGCAGCGCCCCCCGCAGCAGCACAUGCCGUGAGAGCUGCGAACGGGUCCGGCGCCGUUCCCGUAGUCCUGACGCCGGCGGUGCAGAGCGGGGGCGCCGCCGUCACCCUGCAGACCGUGCCGCUGAGUACGGUGCUGUCCAACGGGGACUCCGGCCACAGCUCGCCGCAGAGGGUCAUCCUGCACACGGUGCCGUCCUCCGCGGCGGGGGGCAAGGACGUGCUCGCCUUCCAGGCGUGCGGACCGGACGGCCUGCAGCCGCAGCAGCUCCUGGUCACUGGGCUCGACCCCUCCGGAGGGGGGGUCAUCAGCACCGCGGCCCAGUGCAACGGCCUCGCGCGUCUCGUCCUCAGCUCCGGCCAGUCCGUGGUGGCCCAGCAGCCGGGGACGGUCAUCGCCACGGUGCUGAAACCCAGCGAGCUCCAGCUGCAGCUCAAGGAGGAGGCGCUGGACCCCCAGUACCUGCAGUCCUUGGUGAACAGUGACCCCGGGGCCCAGAUCAGCUUCAGGGAGGCCGAGCGGGGCCACAGGACGGUCAUCAUCGGCGGCGGCGGCGGCCGGGAUGGCAUCGUCAACGGACAUUCGGAGGAGCAGGGCAGCCUGUCGUCCAGCAGCCCCGGCGAGGGCCUGACGCCCGUCGACGAGCUCGAGGAAAUGGAGGAGCUGGAGGGAGCCGAGAUGCUGGACGUCUCGCAGGUCCACCUCAUUCCCGUUCAUGUGAAGGCGGAGCCUGUGGAGACAUAGAGAAGCCAUACGUACUCUCGGGAGCAGAGGAGACGUUUAAAGAACCUAAUACCCAUUGUAAAAGGCUUUUUUUGUUCUGUAAUCAGGUCGGUUUCCUGAAUGGCAAGGAGCCCAAAAUUUGUCCUUAAGAACUGUGGGUCGGAGAGUGGCCCUGGGACUGCUGUUCAUAGUAAUGUGCCUAAAUUCAAACAGUAAGGGAUUAUUUUUUUUAUUGCAAAGCAUGAUGGGAAAACACCCAUAAAGCACUCCCUAGGCUGCGCCUGUCCUGAGAACAGCCACUGUGGACCCCAGGAGCAGGGGACAUGUAAGACGUACCAGCUGGACUUCGUACCGCUACCCGUUCGUGUCAACAGGUGAGGGGCGGAGCCCGAAGAGCAUCGGAGGGACACGGUGUACGUAGUGACUGAACGUCAAGUGCAGGAAAACCAAAAAAUCUCAGACAGAAGGGCAAUAAAAUUUGGGGGGAGAAGGAAAAGCUCCCAUGAUAUCUCCUCUGGCAGGUUAGAUCAGGAAAUGGCAUUAUGCAACCAGAACUCGAAAAAGGACUCGAGCCACAGUGUGACAUGCAGAGACGACUGCAGCGUGUUUUUUUUUUUUUUUUUUUUCUCCUUCUUCUCUUCGCUCCCCCGUUCUUCCCUUUCCUUGGGAAGGCUGCUGCGUUAAAAGUUCAGGGAAAAAAAAAAGCUCUACGGAAGCAUCCCUCCCUUACAACCCAAAUCUUCCCAGGAAACGACAGCAUCGCUCCUCCACACCUUCCCCUCAACUACUUGUAGCCUCAAAGCGUUUGGUUGCCAUGGAAACGGGCAUUCUCUGCACUCCGAGGCGGUCCAGCCACAGCCGUGUUUUGUACGUAGACGUUAAUGUCAGGAGACGAGGAUUUUGAUGAAAAGAGAUAUUUUUCUUCUUUUAUGACUAAAGCCUUAAAAUGUUUAUAUGGAAAGAAAUAAAAGUAUAAAUCCAAGCUAUGCUAUAGAGAGAAAAGUUUAGGCCACAGAUGUAUUUAUUUAUUUUUUUGUGAAAGCUAAAACCUUGUAAAAAUAAGUUUCAGGCACAUUUUUUUUUUUUUUUUGUUUUUUUUUU